AUGCCAGGUACUGUAAGUGUGAGAUGCCUUAUAACCCUGAUGAUCUUAUGGUUCAGUGCGAAGGCUGAAGUGACUGGUGCGUUGAUAUACUACAGAAUAUUUUCCGACUUCCUUGUUUAUCAUGGAUUCAUUUUCUGCAUGCUUCCACUUGCCGAUUUUUUUNCUUAUGGCGAUUUAGUCAUCAGAGCUCAUUUAUUUAUAGUAGAUGUAGAUCACCCCAACCAUGAUACCUCAUCCACGCCUACAAACACUGCACAACCUGACACUACACUCGCUUUGCCUACAACUUCCAGCCGAAAUGAUAAUCCUACCCUGCAUACUUCUUUGCCUAAUGAGCCACAAAUUCGAGUUUACCACCGCCAACCACGAGCUAUGAAUUCAGGUUUACCAUCAAACGCCCCGCUGCCAUCUUUCGACGAACUUGUGAUAUUGAAAUUGAACGUUUCCAAAUUUUGCCUUAGGUUUCAUCCGACUUGUAUUGAUAUGACACCAGAGGAAGCCAAAAUCGUCGAUCACUUCUACUGCCAUAGUUGUUCCUCGGAAGAUCAGAAGAGAUUAGAAAAUUCUAAUGCUUCUACUACAACUCCUGAUGCAGAGGUGGAAAUAAAGCGUCGCCGAAGGUGA
Messenger RNA from Striga asiatica, 624 nucleotides. The record is from the annotation of a GenBank genome assembly. NCBI's taxonomy places the organism in Eukaryota, Viridiplantae, Streptophyta, Magnoliopsida, Lamiales, Orobanchaceae.